UGUUUUAUUAUUAGAUCUUCAAUUGUGACGAAACUGGAUUUACAGGAAAAGAGGCACCUAGGUCGAAAGUAAUCGGGCCUCGUGGAGGGCAUUUGUUUAGAAGAAAGACAUCUUCAGGAGAUCACGUGACAGCACAUCUUUGUGUCUCAGCAGAUGGACACUUUCUACCACCUCUUAUAAUUUACAAGGGUUCAUUACCUCACCAGAAUUACACAGAUAGUGUACCGUCGUCAUGGUAUUUUGGCCACAGUGAAAACGGCUACAUGGACGCGUGAACUUUUCACAAAAUGGUUUUUCAGCGUGUUUGUUCCAAACUGUGGCAGAACAAGACCCGUCCUACUUAUCAUGGAUAACCACGACUCUCAUAUUAGCAUUCCAGUUGUUGAAAAGGCGAUAGCUGAAAAUAUUGUUCUUCUUGGUCUUCCUGGUCAUUCCACGCAUAUUCUACAGCCUUUGGACGUGAACAUUAUAUCACCUUUGAAGGACGCUUACACCAAAACACUGUCAAGUCUUGGAUAUCUAAAAACUGCAGUAAGCGUAGGAAGGGCAAAAAUUCCCGGUGUUAUUAAAGCACGCAAUGGACAAAAUUGCUCCUGCAACUAUAGCUGACGGCUUCACGAAAACAGGGAUUUGUCCAUUUAACCCCUCUAUCAUUGAUCAAACGCAGAUAGUGAAGCCAACAUUUAUUGAAGAAGAAGAUGAGGUAAGGACAUGUAGCACCUGUGGAUCGUUCCUUACCAAUCCAUUGGUAAGGAGAGGCAUGAUAUCAGAGUCUUUGGCAAAUGUUCUUCUACCUCCGCCAACUAAACCACAGAACACACAAGCAAAAAAGUCUAGAGUGGUAGCAGAGGGAAGGCUCAUAAGUGGCCAAGAAAUGUUGAAUCAAUUAAAGGAAAAAGAGGACCUAGACGCUAAGAAGAAAGAAGAAUCAGAGAGGAGAAAAAAUGAACAAGAAAGAAAAAGAAAGCAGAAAGAAGUUGAUGAUGAAAUGAGAAAAAAUAAAAGACUGAAAGAGAAGGAAGAAAGGGUAGCUAAAAAGAAGAAAGAAGAAGAACUGAAGAAUGAGAGGAAACAAAAACGUAUAGAGGAACGUGACAGGAAGCAAAAAGAGAAGGAGGAACGGAUAAAAAGAAGGUCAUACACUGAGGAACAGAUCAUGAUUGCAAGCUUGUAUAUAUGUGAUAUUUGUAAAGGGAAGGGUAGCCCGGCUGACGAGGAAAAUGGAGUACUAUGGUUUGGAUGUGAUGAGGAAACGUGUGGUUUAUGGUUCCACGAAGACUGCUUGACGCAACAGGCCAAAGAAUACUUAUGGGAAAGUAUGGAAAUGGAUGAGGUCUGGUAUUGCCACAGUUGUAAACCAUGGUUGUAUGAGGAAUAGAACUUAAAAACAGAAAGUGCCUGUUAUAUACAUGUUAUAUGUUUUACAGGAUAAAGCUCUAUUACUGUAGAAAAAAAAAACCUUUUUAAAGUUCGUUGACUUCACUGUGAUUAUAAUUUAACUGUGAUAGUAUGUAUACUUUUAACAUAUUUUUUAUAUACAUGUAUACUGUAUAUUUUUUGUUUUUGUUCUUUAAAAAAAGUAUUUUUAUGUUUAAUCAUUGUUAUGUAGAUUGUUCUCAAAUGUUGAAAAGGUAAAGUGAAUUUAUAUAUCUAGAUCUAAUGCAGUACGUAAUAUAGAAACAUCAAAUCACCUUUAAUAUGCGUUUGUUGUUAAUUUUUAUUACUCCCGGGCCGGGCCUCAACUUUGACGGAGCUAUUUAUAGCUCAUAUGACGUAAAAAAAACAAGCAGUUGUGCGUAUUGUGUGACAAAAGGGUAGAACAAA
This is a messenger RNA of Ruditapes philippinarum (Manila clam), 1824 nucleotides long. RefSeq lists its product as uncharacterized. The transcript has 6 exons. Bases 578 to 1378 code for a protein of 266 amino acids. The record is from RefSeq and is a predicted model, not a curated record. NCBI's taxonomy places the organism in Eukaryota, Metazoa, Mollusca, Bivalvia, Venerida, Veneridae.